AGGUUGCCUAUUUUUUAUGCAACACAUACGCAAUAGGUGUCGCUCCAUUUCGAUCAAAUCAAUUAUAAAUCACUUCAAAUCGGAUCAGACCGUCUGCCCAGACACAAACGGCACUGUAAACAGUGUGUCAACGAUUUUGAAAGCAAUUCCGUUGCGGCUAACAGUCUUUCAGAUACGCUUUCUUUUGCAAUUAUUUCAAUUUCCAGUACAUUUCAAUUUCAUUUUCAAUUUGUAAUUUCAGAAUGGAAAAUAUAAUCCAACGCCUUGCGGUACCUCCUCUUACCAAGGCCCAACAAUUCCUCAUCAACCUGUUGUGCGGUAUAAUUUUUUCUGUAAAAAUAUUGAUAAUGUUGGUCUUGAGUGAUAAAAACAACGUGAUAAUUACUGUUAAAGAAUAUUACGAACGGAGAUCGGACAAAAAUUGCAAAGCUGUUGAAAAAUUGAAAAAUGAAAAUAUAACUUUGCUGGAAGAAACAAUAGCACUUCGAGCACAAGUCUCACAGUUGGUCCAAGAAAAGAGUCUUUUACUUGAAAAACUAAGAGCAACGACAAACAUGCUCAGAAUUUUGACCAAAUCGAAAGAAGAGGCGACAAGCUACAAAACUCCAACCAAAAUCAACAUAUAUGAUGUAGAUUAUUUACUCCAAAAAAAGUUAAAUAAAUCUACUUGUGGUGCUGAUUAUAAGAAGAAGGUCCAAAUCAAAUCUCGGCCAGCACAAGUUGUGCACAAAAAGGAGGCAAAAAAAUGUGUAGGGCGCAAUGGCAAUGAGACUGUGCCUUACGUAAAAAACACAGACACAGAUAAGAAAAUCAUAGCGUCUUUGCCAUUGAGAACGCAAUCAAAAAUGUUACAAAGUCCAUUAUCAAAGAAAUCUUUUCAAGGUAAAGGCAGAGAAAAUCACGCGAUAGAAACCGGUAGCUUGAGAAUCUCCAGAACCAAAGUUACAGGGAUAUUCGAACCGAAAACCGUAGGUAACACUCGAGCAGCGAAAAAGCGUACGGAACUAAAGACUGGUGAAUUAAAAAUACAUAAGAAGCUCGGUCAAACAUUUAUUGUUCAUUACUAAGCAGGCUUGUAACUUCGAUCGUUUGUUCUUGUUUUUAUACUUAGUUCGUCAUACAUCUGUUUUUAAUUCAUCGUAACUGAUGUAGAGUAACUCGAUGAUUUUAUUUUUAAAUUGUCCAAUGUUUCGUUUUGAUCAUUUUGUAGAAUAAAGUUUAUGUGAUUUGAUAAUUACGGUACCUCAUUCGUUUCGCUAAAAAAGAAAAAAUAUCGUUCGUCCUGCUUGCAUAGUGUUUGUCGAAGGUAAGAUAUAUCGCUGCCUUUUUUGUAUUCUCCGACACUCCGAGUGCGCAGUCGGGAAAAAUUGCAAAGUACGCAGUAAGGUAGGACUCGUCGAAGGUGCUGAAAAGCCCAACAGAGCACGGAAAAGAGCGAGCGGUUGCGAAGCUGUGAAACGCGGGGGCGGCCACAUGCUUGGUCGUAGCUGCGCGUGCCCGUGGCUAUUGAUUAGCGCGCUCGAUGAGUGUUCGCGAGCG
Messenger RNA from Phymastichus coffea, 1539 nucleotides. RefSeq lists its product as uncharacterized. The coding region runs from base 243 to 1067 and encodes 274 amino acids. The transcript is spliced from 8 exons. NCBI's taxonomy places the organism in Eukaryota, Metazoa, Arthropoda, Insecta, Hymenoptera, Eulophidae. The record is from RefSeq and is a predicted model, not a curated record.